AUGGUGAUGAACCCGAUCCCAUGGUCAACCAUUGGGGUGGUGAUUUCUUGGUAUAGUUCUAACAUUGGUGUGCUCCUUAUGAACAAGUACUUGCUCAGCAAUUAUGGGUUCAAGUACCCUGUUUUUCUCACCAUGUGUCACAUGAUGAUGUGUUCUAUUUUCAGCUAUGUUGCCAUUUCUUUGAUGGACAUAGUCCCUUUGCAGAGUGUGCAGUCCAAGAAACAGUUUGGGAAAAUCUGUGGUUUGAGCUUUGUUUUCUGUUUCUCUGUCGUUUGUGGAAACAUGUCACUCAAGUACAUUCCUGUGUCGUUUAACCAGGCAAUUGGAGCCACCACCCCUUUCUUCACUGCAGUUUUUGCUUAUGCUAUGAUCAGAACAAGAGAGGCUUGGGUUACUUAUGCCACCCUUUUGCCUGUUGUUGCUGGUGUCAUCGUAGCUAGUGGGGGUGAACCAAGUUUUCAUAUGUUUGGAUUUAUAAUCUGUGUUUCAUCGACUGCAGCCAGAGCAUUUAAAUCAGUGCUUCAAGAUAUUUUGUUGUCCUCAGAAGGAGAAAAGUUGAAUUCUAUGAACCUGCUGCUUUAUAUGGCACCUAUAGCAAUGUUGGUCUUACUUCCUGCAACAUUGUUGAUGGAGGAAAACGUGAUUUGGAUUACAAUAGAUCUUGCCAAUAAGGAUAUCAGUAUUAUCUGGUAUCUGCUUUUCAGUUCUUCUCUUGCAUAUUUCGUGAACUUGACCAAUUUUUUGGUGACUAAACAUACAAGUGCUCUUACCCUUCAGGUUUUAGGAAAUGCAAAGGGGGCAGUUGCUGUGGUGAUCUCAAUUUUGAUAUUCAAAAAUCCUAUUUCAGUGAUAGGAAUGCUUGGCUAUGCACUCACUGUCAUUGGAGUUAUCCUGUACAGUGAAACCAAGAAGAGGUAUAGUUGGAGUAGAAAAAUUAACAAUAUUACCAAUCAAAACAAAGCCUGUGAUUUGCCACAAGAGAGAGGAUCAACAAGUUCUACAUAA
This is a messenger RNA of Gastrolobium bilobum, 1005 nucleotides long. Its product is annotated as probable sugar phosphate/phosphate translocator At3g11320. Bases 1 to 1005 code for a protein of 334 amino acids. Gene Ontology annotation, molecular function: antiporter activity. Gene Ontology annotation, cellular component: Golgi apparatus. The transcript has 4 exons. The record is from RefSeq and is a predicted model, not a curated record. NCBI's taxonomy places the organism in Eukaryota, Viridiplantae, Streptophyta, Magnoliopsida, Fabales, Fabaceae.